GUUACUUGGGGUGGUGCAUCCAGGUCUAAACCCAAGAGAUCAACAGAAUUGGCCAAGAUUGAUGAUAUUAAUCGUAUUAAAAUUGGUAGAUCCAUUUUAAUACAAUACUGUUUCUAUUCGGGAUUCAAUGAUGUUGUAUUGGACACAUUUGCCAAAAUUAAUCUUGGGAUGGACAAGAGAACAAGAAGACCAUUAUACAGAAUGGUUAAGAUAAGCGAUGUGAAAUCAAUUCCAGAAAAGUCAUACAGAUUAAAUAAUUCCAAUUGUGAUUUAUUCUUGACUGUCAGUCAAAAUCGUCAACAAACCAAAGAUUUCCCUAUUAGCGUGUUUUCAGAUUCUCCAAUUUCCCAAGAUGAGUUCAACAGAUAUUUAGACGAAUUGAAGAAAACCAAUGAAUCAAUUGAUUAUUUGGACGACGUGAAUGAUAAAUUUGAACAAUUGCAACAAUUCUUCAACAAGGGUAUGUCUGACAAGGAUAUCAAUGAAAUGCUUGCACGUAAAAAGAAAUUGCAAGAUCAAAAGGGAAUUUCAGGUUACGAUGCCGUGGCUACCAAAGCUAAGUUAAUGGAUGAAUUGAAGAUUGCUAAGCAACAGGGCCAUACUACCAAGGUCCGUGAUUUGAUUAACAGGUUGAAAAAUAUUGAUUCAAUUUUGAAUGAACAAACCAAUUCGAAUGCUGGCUCAGACUCAUACAGUUCAAUGUCCAAGAUUAAUGAACGUAAUAGAAAACUUAACCAAACAAACAUUAGAAAGGCCGAAAUUAAAUCAAGAAACAUUGGCCAAGUCACCGAUGAUGGAGAUCCAUUCUCGAGAUUGAAGACGGUCACCAGAAUGUUUUAUCAAGAAAUCAUCAACGAGGAGAACGAAAAGGCUUUGAAGGAAGCAAAUUAUCAACAAUUGUUGGAAGAAAAGACGAAACAGGAGGAAAAGAUUGCUCUGUCUACCUAUAGAGAUUUAGGAGAGAUGGAUAAGUUGAUCAAGGGUCUUGACCUUGAGCUUGAAGUAGCUUGGUGAUGCCAUUCUGCAGAAACAGUUAAAGGCUUGUAUAGUAUGUAUAGGAAUGUAAGUAUUUCGCUUUAAGCAUUGCUUACU
Messenger RNA from Spathaspora passalidarum NRRL Y-27907, 1092 nucleotides. RefSeq names its product Rtf1p (gene RTF1). The record is from RefSeq and is a predicted model, not a curated record. The transcript has a single exon. Gene Ontology annotation, molecular function: DNA binding. Bases 202 to 1014 code for a protein of 270 amino acids. NCBI's taxonomy places the organism in Eukaryota, Fungi, Ascomycota, Pichiomycetes, Serinales, Debaryomycetaceae.